This is a messenger RNA of Acanthochromis polyacanthus (spiny chromis), 8974 nucleotides long. It is a transcript of the gene scrib, whose product is annotated as scribble planar cell polarity protein. The transcript has 45 exons. Gene Ontology annotation, biological process: neurotransmitter receptor transport, endosome to postsynaptic membrane; neurotransmitter receptor transport postsynaptic membrane to endosome. Bases 885 to 6983 code for a protein of 2032 amino acids. Gene Ontology annotation, cellular component: postsynaptic density; adherens junction; postsynaptic membrane. Gene Ontology annotation, molecular function: protein binding. The record is from RefSeq and is a predicted model, not a curated record. NCBI's taxonomy places the organism in Eukaryota, Metazoa, Chordata, Actinopteri, Pomacentridae.
UCAGACCUAGCCCAGCCCCCCACACGCCAAACCGGCCUGCCUCGGCUCAACAGGGGAGGUAAGCGCGGCUGUUGCUGAAGCUCCUGCUCACGCCACUGGCAUUUUUCACCAAUGUCGACCUAAAGGAAGAGUCACCGGGCAUUAUAGUCGGCCUAUUUUGGAAUACUGCUUCUACCCACAGUUUGCCGGUGUUUGCUAUAGAUUUCAUUGUACCAGCGUUAGCUGCUUGGCACAAAGGCACAUACUAGCUGAUGUCGGCUAACUGCAACUAGCUCGCCCGUGAGGACAUCCUACCGUACUCGGGUUAAUCUCUGCUGACUCGCUGCGUGUGAUGUGCUAGCUGUUUUGUGUUCGCCGUUUACUUAUAACUCAAGUCAAGUGGUUCUGUUUGCAGUCGCCACUCAUGACUACGGCAGUUAAAGCAGCGUUUCUGCAUAGCUGGCUUGUUGGCUGCAUGUUUUCCAGCUAGCCGCAGCACAGCUUCGGUUCUGGGGAUGGUGGCGGUAGCAAAACAAGCUAACGCUCCUCCGUCUGUUUGAAGAAGUGAGCGCAAGAAGUGAGGGAACAUUGGAGCCAAGUGGGAGUUCUCGAUUUGGUGUAUGUUCAUUGUAAAUCUGGACUGGAUGACGCUACGACGGACCUGACAAUCAUUGAACACGACUCAGCUGAAACUGGGAAUAUCGCUAACAGAUUGGACGGAUUAUUUUUGUGUCUCUAAGUGGAUUUCGGCCUCCUGUUCGGGAUCGUCGUGGGAACAGAGUAACUGUUUUGACAUUGAGUGAACCCGCAAAAUAUCCUCUCCCCUGCGACCUUCCCCCCUGCUUCACCCUCCGAUGCGGAGAUUUCUGUAGCACCGGCAACCAAAUCCCCCACGGCGGCCGGACAUGCUGAAGUGUAUCCCCCUGUGGCGCUGCAACCGCCACGUCGAGUCGGUGGACAAGCGGCAUUGCAACUUGCAGACGGUUCCUGAUGAAAUAUUCCGCUACAGUCGCAGCCUGGAGGAGCUUCUCCUCGAUGCCAACCAACUCAAAGAGCUACCAAAGCCUUUUUUCAGACUACUGAACCUACGGAAGCUCGGCCUGAGUGACAAUGAGAUCCACAGACUCCCUCCUGAGGUGGCCAACUUCAUGCACCUGGUGGAAUUGGACAUCUCCAGAAACGACAUUCCUGAGAUCCCGGAGAGCAUUAAGUUUUGCAAGGCCUUGGAGAUCGCAGACUUCAGCGGAAACCCCCUCUCCAGAUUGCCGGAUGGUUUUACUCAACUCCGAGCGCUGGCUCACUUGGCACUCAACGACGUGUCGUUACAGACGUUACCCGGCGACAUCGGAAAUCUGGCCAACCUGGUGACGUUGGAGCUCAGGGAGAACCUGUUGAAGUCUCUGCCCACGUCGCUCUCCUUCCUGGUGAAACUGGAACAGCUGGACCUGGGCAGCAAUGAACUGGAAGUUUUGCCGGACACCCUCGGUGCUCUCCCCAACCUGAGGGAACUGUGGCUCGACCGCAACCAGUUGUCCUCAUUACCACCAGAGCUUGGAAAUCUCCGGAGAUUGGUGUGUCUGGAUGUGUCAGAGAAUCGUCUGGAGGAGCUUCCCUCAGAGCUGAACGGCCUCCUGGCUCUUACAGACCUGCUGCUCACACAGAACCUGCUGGAGGUCAUCCCAGACAGCAUAGGGUGCUUGAAACAGCUUUCCAUCCUGAAGGUGGACCAGAACAGGCUAACCCUCCUGACAGAUUCAGUAGGAGAGUGCGAAAACCUCACAGAACUCGUCCUGACAGAGAACCUUUUACAGUCACUUCCACGCUCGCUGGGCAAGCUGAAGAAGCUGACGAACCUGAAUGUAGACCGCAACCGGCUGGGUAGCGUGCCCAAAGAGCUGGGCGGCUGUGCCAGCCUCAACGUUCUCUCACUGAGAGACAACCGCCUGGGCAAACUGCCUGCUGAGCUUGCAGAUGCCACCGAGCUGCAUGUGCUGGACGUGGCUGGAAACAGAUUACAAAACUUGCCUUUUGCCCUGACCAACCUCAAUCUGAAGGCCAUGUGGCUCGCAGAGAACCAGUCACAGCCAAUGCUCAAGUUCCAGACGGAGGAUGACGAGCGAACGGGAGAGAAAGUGUUGACGUGCUAUUUACUCCCCCAGCAGCCUUCCCCGAGCCUAGAGAACCUGCUGCAGAACAGCGUAGACGACAGCUGGACAGACAGCAACCUGAACAGAGUGUCGGUCAUUCAGUUCCAGGAAGAGACCAAGGCCGAGGAGGAGGAUGACGAGGCCGCUGCAGAGCGACGAGGCCUGCAGCGCAGAGCCACACCACACCCCAGUGAGCUGAAGGUGAUGAAGAAGGUGAUCGAGGAGAGGAGGAAUGAAGCCUACACAUCCAGACCUGAUGGGGAAGAUGAGUCCCUUGACCCACAGGAGAAGCGGCUCAGUGACCUCUCCAAUCAGAGCCACGACUCCCAGGUGUCCAACAGCACGCUGUCGGCCACCUCCCAUGAGGACAGACAAAAUGUGACGGUGGUCUCGCAGAAGGAGGACCUCGUGGACGGCCAUUCCCCUCACGAGGAGGAAGACCUGGAUGAGAUGGAGGUGGAGUACAUUGAGCCCACCGUGCACUUCGCGGAAGAACCCAUCAUCCGCGGCGGCGACGAGGACGGCGAAGAGGACGGCGAGGAUGGCGAGAGGACCGACGAGGAGGAUGAGAGGCCGGCCUUCCCCGCGGAGAAACAGCGUCUGAUCAGGAAGGACACGCCGCACUACAAGAAGCACUUCAAAAUCACCAAGCUGCCCAAGCCCGAGGCCGUGGCCGCUCUGCUGCAGGGCUUCAGCCCCGACGGCCUCAACUCUCAGGCCGCCGAAGACGAGCAGGACGACGAGGAAGAGCAAAGCGUGGGAACCCCUCAGCACCACCACAGGAUAGAGGAGAUGGAGGACGGCCGGCAUCAGGUCAACUCCAGUCAAGUGAAGGGGGUGUCAUUUGAUCAAGUCAAUAAUCUGCUGAUUGAACCUGCUCGAAUUGAGGAGGAAGAGCACACUCUGACCAUCAUGCGACAAACAGGCGGCCUGGGAAUCAGCAUCGCUGGUGGGAAAGGAUCUACGCCUUACAAAGGAGAUGACGAGGGAAUCUUCAUCUCCAGAGUAUCUGAAGAGGGUCCUGCAGCCAGAGCCGGAAUAAAAGUUGGUGACAAACUCCUCGAGGUAAACGGAGUAGACCUCCACGAAGCAGAACAUCACACGGCGGUGGAAGCUCUCCGUAGCUCCGGUGCUACCGUUUCCAUGACGGUGCUGCGGGAGCGAAUGGUGGAGCCGGAGAACGCCAUCACCACCACGCCGCUGAGGCCCGAGGACGACUACUUCCCCCGGGAGAGACGGAGCAGCGGCAUCACCUUCAACAUGGAGAGCAGUCCAAGCGGGCCUCGGCAGCGGUUCUCCACCUGCCUGAUCCGCAACGACAAGGGGUUGGGCUUCAGCAUCGCAGGGGGAAAAGGCUCCACACCAUACCGCACAGGAGACAUGGGCAUCUACAUCUCUCGGAUCGCAGAAGGUGGAGCGGCCCACAGAGACAGCACGCUGAGAGUAGGAGACAGGGUGAUCUCUAUCAAUGGUGUAGACAUGACAGAGGCCAGGCAUGACCAGGCAGUAGCGCUCCUUACCGGCACCUCCCCCACCAUCACCCUCCUGGUGGAGCGAGACCCGAAUGCACCAGGGGGCUCUCCAGGUCAGUCUCGAGCACGAGCCCACUCCCCUCCGCCUCCAGAACCCUCAGAGUCUCCGGACCAGGAGGAGGACGGACUUUCCCUUCACGGGAACCACCUGAGCCGGAUGGAGGACGAGUAUCCCAUCGAGGAGGUGACCCUGGUGAAGUCCGGCGGCCCUCUCGGCCUGAGCAUCGUUGGAGGCAGCGACCACGCCAGUCACCCCUUCGGCAUCAACGAACCUGGGGUGUUCAUAUCAAAGGUGAUUCCUCACGGUCUGGCGUGUCAAAGUGGACUUCGCGUCGGGGAUCGUAUACUGGAGGUGAACUCCAUCGACCUGCGUCACGCUACGCACCAGGAGGCUGUGCGGGCCCUUCUGGCCAACAAGCAGGAGAUCAAUAUGUUGGUUCGGAGGGACCCUUCACCUCCUGGGAUGCAGGAAAUCAUGAUCCAGAAGCAGCCAGGAGAGAAGCUGGGCAUCAGUAUCCGUGGAGGGGCCAAGGGUCACGCUGGAAACCCCUUCGACCCCACGGAUGAGGGCAUCUUCAUCUCAAAGGUGAGUUCGACGGGUGCAGCAGCAAGAGACGGACGGCUGCAGGUCGGCAUGCGUAUCCUGGAGGUGAACAACCACAGUCUGCUGGGGAUGACGCACACCGAGGCGGUGCGAGUGCUCCGAGCUGUCGGCGACUCUCUGGUCAUGCUGGUGUGUGACGGCUUCGACCCACGAAAGGUGGCUGCUGUGGAGGCGUCUCCUGGCAUCAUUGCCAACCCGUUUGCAACUGGAAUUGUACGGAAGAACAGCAUGGAGAGCAUCUCUUCUAUAGACCGAGAUCUGAGCCCAGAGGAGAUGGACAUACUACAGAAGGAGUCUGAGAUGGUGAGAGAGACGUCGCAGUGGGAGCGAGAAGAGAUGGAGAAAGUGGAGCGAAUGCGCUUGGAGCGUGAGGAGGCAACUCGCCUGCUAGAAGAGGAGACUGAGAACAUUGGCACUGGACCUCUAAAACUUGACUACAAAACCCUGGCUGCCCUGCCCACCACCAGCCUACAGAAGGUCAACAGGUUCUCUACCUCUGUUACUCUGACUGCUCCCAUGGAGGCCCCCCUGCAGGCCCAGUUCGGAGCCCCUUUAGAGCCCCUUGGCUUCGGGUUGCCCACAAAGCCCAUCGGCCACAUGGACCCAGAGUCCGGUCUGAACACAGACCACGAUUACCUCCUCGGAGCCAAGUUUUCCUCUAAUGGAACCUCAACCGCCGAGAGUUCAGCCGCUAGCUCGACAUCAACAUUUAUCCCUGAAGGAGAAGAAGAGGAGGAGGAGUGUCUGGUGGACUCUCAGCCUAUCUGCUUCAAAGAAAACCCUUUCUUGGUGGCCAAUCGUAAAGGAAAAGGUCGUCCUCCUGGAGAGCAGAUCCUGUCGGGGCCUCCGGUGGGCUACGGCAGACAAGGCCAGCUGCAGCCCUGGUUGUUCAGCAAGGCUCCUUCCUCUGACUUCACCAGGACGGACAGUCCCAUCAGGGAAGCACCUUAUUCUCCAACUAUCCAACCGGCCAACAUUCAUUACACAUCCACUCCAACUGCCAAGGACAACAUCUCCUCAUCAACGCGACCAGGUGCCAUCCAGCCAGUGGGUCGUGUGCGGCCGAGCGCCUCCCCCGCCACGCCAGACGGCCACAGCCCCAACCCCUUUCAGCAUGGCCCCUCCCCCUUCAACUCCCAGACCUCUCCUCGCGCCCCCUCCCCCACCUCGCCCGACGAGUUCCCCAUGAAUGUCAAGCAGGCAUACAAGGCGUUUGCCGCCGUGCCUCGCUCGCUCGCAGUGCUGGAGCUGCCGCAGGACCCGUACGGUUUGAGGAACAGUGUCCACCCAGUACAACCUUCUCCAGAGCCUGAGUUGAACAACGAGGUGUUUGAUGAUGUCACAGACGGUCAGGAGGGAGUCGGUGAGGGUCUGACCGGCAAGGUCUCCCCCCGGCCCUCCCUCUCAUCUGACCGUCGGGAGUAUUUAAACCUGGCAGCAGUGCCUCGCUUCUCCAGGCCUUCCAUGGAACUGCAGAGUCCCUCUCCUGGUGGAAAGGACAGCCCAGAGCAGCGCUCUUUCAGGGACAGGCAGAAGUACUUUGAGAUUGAUGUCAAGCAGCAGACACCAGACAAACCCAAACCUCGAGUCUCCCUCGUUGGAGAGGACGACCUCAAGAAAAUGAGGGAGGAAGAAGCGAAAAAGUUUGAGCAGCGGGCACGGGAGUACCUGCUGGAUGAGGAUGAGGAGGAUGAGGAUGAGGACCUGGCCAAGCAGGUGGCUCAGAUGAAGGCCACCGGCAAGGUGCUGCUGGAUGGAGUGGAGUACAAGGUGGAGCCAGCGUCUGCCCCGUCCCGGCACUGCUCCACACCACCAAACUACAACGCAACACCACCCAGCUACUGUGGCAGUUCAGGGCCCUCCUCAGUUGAUGGUAAAGGAGACUCUCAGAGGAAUUCCCUGGAGGACAGCUUCAGGAUGGAGAUGAGGCCCAACUCCAUGACUGGUCUGAUCCCAGUUUACCCCGGAGAGUCGGCGGCUCCCAUCCGCACAGCCAAAGCAGAGCGCAGACAUCAGGAGAGGCUUCGUAUGCAGAGCCCCGAGCUGGCUGUGUCCCCCGACAAGGACCUGUCCCCAGCAGAGAAACGAGCUCUGGAGGCCGAGAAGAGAGCCAUGUGGAGGGCAGCACGGCCCUAUGGCCUAGAGGAGGAUGUUAGGCAGUAUGAGCAGGACCUGGCUAAGAGGCUCUACCAGGCCCGAGUGAGGGCAUCUCAGGGCGCGGCCCCCCCGCCCCCCACUUCCUCCUCUACCUCCUCCUCUGCAGCCUCCCAGCUCAGAAUGAAGUCUCUGGAGCAGGACGCACUGAAAGCUCAGAUGGUCAUCGCCAAAUCCCGGGAUGGGAAAAAACGUGGGACACUAGACCAGCUGACGGAGUCGCCCUCGCCUGCCCCAACGCCCUCUCCCACUCCCAUGGAAGAGCUCAGUCCUCGAGGAGUAACGUCACCAGGCAGGCUGUCCCAGUCAUCAAAGAAGUUUGACUACCGACAGUUUGCCGCCAUUCCUUCUUCCAAACCAGUAUACGACAUCCAGUCCCCUGACACAGCUGAUGACAUACAGUACAUUGAUGAUGGCUCCAGCAACCCAGGGCAAACUGCGAGUGCUGAGGUCGAGGUUCCCGCCCCGCUGCCUGCCACCUCUGCCCUGGAGGAGAUGGCCCUGUACAGCAACAAACGCAAACUGAGGCAGGGCCGUCGCAGCCUGGAAACCGCCGUGCCCACGUAACACCAAAAUAUACACACAUUUACAUUCAACCGUGGAACAGCGGUAGACAUAUCGGUGCGUCCACAGGAGGUGCAGAUCCACCCAACACUACACACAGUGUCAGUAGAGCGAGAUUUACUCUCCCAUAUAUAACCACUGCAGAGACUAUGAUGCUAAUAGUCGCCACAUAGACACUCACUUAUAUCCUGCGUGCCAGUCUUGCCUUUACAGUCUGUGGGUGAGUUGGCAAGUUGUCCCUCAUGGGGGCAAGAACGAACUGGUGUGGUUAGCUAGGAUCGCUACUUACAGACCAUUCUUCUUUUGUUUUUUGUUUGUUCAACAUUCAGUUUGCCUACUAGAAUCUCAUCUAUUUUAACUUGAGGUGAUCGAAGUUUUUAGUUUGUUUUUUUAAAAUUUCUGCGCCUUCAGUGAUUUUGCUGUUUAGAAAAAAAACCAUACUGGAAGAGAAAAGACAUGGGUCAUAGCUAUACUAACUUCUUGAAUGAUACUUGUAGGCUUUCAGUGAUUAGACUGUAAAAAUGUCUUCUGUUUGUUGAGACUUGGGCGGACAGGUGUGUGUGUAAAUAAAAAUUGAAGAGGGAACAUCCUGCUACCUUCAUAGUCACACAUUGUGGAGAGCUUUGAAAAAAAUUAGUACAUAUCAUUUUUGCACUGCCACUGAUCAGCUUUUUAAGAACGUAUAUCUUAUCUAAUUUAUUGUUUUUACCGUUUUACUCAAAUUGAAGGCCUUUUUCUUUUAGAUUUCACCCAUUCAGUCCUUUGAGCUUCAAGAGGACGACUGAGGCGUGUCCUUUUAUCCUAAACACGAUUUUUUCAAUACAGUUAUGAGUCAAGCUUAUCAACUAAUUAUCUGCAUAUCACUUUAUUUUAUUUAAUCGACUUUAUAUACAGUUUUUUACUAGGGUUUUUGAAGCAAGCAUGUCUAUACAUUAGUUUGAACAAAGCCUAGUUGUUGCACAUUGGUUUCAUAACAGUAUAGGCUCAUAAAAUGCUCGUUUUUCUCGUCUCAGCAGACUUUAAAGGAGCCUCUGUGCACAUUUAUUAACUGUGUUACAUUCCCCUGUAGAGUAUGACUACACUGGAGGCAGCUGCAUCGAGCAGGCGGAGAAUAUUAACGUUUGGGAACAUGCAUUUUAGCAUCCUGUAUUGAAUAACGGUACUUACACCCUGCCCUGUUCAGACUAUACUUUUUUUUUUUUUAAUCAAUGUGAAUCAUUCAGUUCUAUCCUUGCAUUAUGAGGAGCUAAGCCACAGUGAUGUGAAGGUAGCAGGUGUUUUAUUUUUCUGUCUAUGGUUAAUUUAAAUCUGAUGCCACUGAAAAAUCAUUUAUUGUGUGAAUAAUGUACAAAUACCGAAAGGAAAAACACAUUUUUGGGUUUGAAACUGAGCCAGUCUUGACCCAGACAAAGCGAGUGUCUAGACUGCUGAUGCUUGUUGGUUUGGACAGGCUUGGUGCUGGGAUGCUCUCUGCAUGUAUAUUGGUUUGUUAAUGGGAGAGCCGCGAGAGGCAAAGCCAACUAGGAAUUCCUCUCAAGACAUAGAUCUCUUUCAGCUCACAGCUUGACACACUGUCAGUUUAUGUAUCUGACGGGUAUUUCUGCAGAAUCACAGCAUCGUAGCAUUUGUUUAAUUUAAUGUAGGGUCUUCUAAUUACAGCUUUCCAUGUUGCUCUCACUGACUGAAAUUCAGUUUAACAUUUGCAAUGGCUGAGAUCUUUGUUGUUUUUUUUUAAAACUUUCAGUAGGUAAAUCUUUUUUCAGUUGGGUUUCACUACAUUAUUGAUGCAGUGUUUCAAGUUUCUGUGUUUAUUCUUUUGUCUUGAGUUCUGUUUGGGGGCUUUUACUUGCAAAUAGGUUGGAGGGAAAGGGUCAGAAGUCCUAGGGUCGAGGGUUAUAGCUCAUACAAGACUGUAACUAGUGAAUUUGUACAACCAAAGAAGUCUAUUUUGUGGUUCAGGAAUAAUAAAUUUUACUUUUCAUUUAAGAAGCUGA